UGUGUGACCGCAGAGCCCUGAUGUGUGUCCGGACCUGAACAGGACGUUGGCGAUGUCGCUGCUGCGGUGCAUUCUGGGAGAUCUGCGCGGACGAGGACAACUCCUGAGGACAUUUGUGACGUCGCCUCUGAGCUCAACGAUCCGGCCAACCCGGCGGGAUGUCCGUCCUCCUCAGCAGGUCCGUUUCCUGUCCCAGGGUCGGGACUCGGCGGCGGCGGCGAAGCUGAAGCUGCGGACGCGGCUGCUCGUCACGCUGCUGUUCGGCGGCGGCAUCAUGGCCGUCUGGUGGUUCGUCCACUGGGAGAAGCAGCAGAAGCUGCGGCGGCAGCGCGUGGAGCAGCUGCGGCAGGUGGCGCUGGGUCAGGGCACCUUCAGCCUGCUGGACCACCACGGGCGGCGCCGGACCAAGCAGGACUUCCUGGGCAGCUGGGUUCUGCUGUACUUCGGCUUCACUCACUGCCCCGACAUCUGCCCCGACGAGCUGGACAAGCUCAGCGCCGUGGUGGCCUCGCUGGACCGGGACGCCUCGCUGCCGCCGGUGCAGCCGCUCUUCAUCACCGUGGACCCGGACAGGGACGACGUGGCGGCGCUGGCCCGAUACGUCCAGGACUUCCACCCGCGGCUGAUCGGACUGACGGGAACCACGGAGGAGGUGAAACAUGCGGGGCGGGACUACAGAGUGUACGCCAGCGCCGGGCCCAAGGACGAGGACGGAGACUACAUCGUGGACCACACGAUCCUGAUCUACCUGGUCAGUCCGGACGGGCUGUUUCUGGACUACUACAACAGGAUGAAGAACCAGGAGCAGAUCGCAGAGAGCGUCAAGAACCACAUCAACAGCUACGUCCGGAUCUGAACCCAGACUCUUCUGAAGCAGGAAGUACUGGACUUGAACUGGGUCCUGAACCAUGAUGCUGCCACCGCCGUGCUUCAUGGUGGAGACGGUCUAUCUGUGAUGUUCUGCCGUGUUUGGUGUCCAAAUAUAACUAACAUGGACAUGACAACCUUAUACCUCCUGUUGAACAAGUUCUGGUCCGUUCCACAUGAGCAGCGACGUCAGGAUGUAAAACCAGAGAACUAAACGUUCUCUUCAGCUUUGAGUUUGAGCAGAAAACAAACCUGCUGUGGUUUAAAAUCAGGUCCUUUCAGUUGUUUUAGAGCAUAAAUGUUGACCUGAACCCAUCAGUCUCUCUGCUGGUCAUCAAACACGGUGUUCUGAUGACUCGACCCAGUUGGUGUCAGUAUAAAGGAGUCUGGAUGAGCAGCUGGUUGAUGACUUUAUCAAAAGCUUUGGUUCUGGAGGCCCGUAGGAACUUUAGAACAUCAUGAGUGCCUGAGGAGAACCACAGCUAACGGUCAGAGUUCUCAGAACAUCUUCAUGACCCAGAUACAGAACAGUGGGGACCUCCAGAGGAGGAACCAGGUCUUUGCUGUGAACUGUGACGUACGUCUGAAACUUUUCACUCCAAUAAAUGUUUGUUUUGAAA
Stegastes partitus (bicolor damselfish) is the source of this 1487-nucleotide messenger RNA. It is a transcript of the gene sco2, whose product is annotated as synthesis of cytochrome C oxidase 2. The transcript has 2 exons. Gene Ontology annotation, biological process: mitochondrial respiratory chain complex IV assembly; intracellular copper ion homeostasis. Gene Ontology annotation, cellular component: mitochondrial inner membrane. The coding region runs from base 53 to 856 and encodes 267 amino acids. NCBI's taxonomy places the organism in Eukaryota, Metazoa, Chordata, Actinopteri, Pomacentridae. Gene Ontology annotation, molecular function: copper chaperone activity; copper ion binding. The record is from RefSeq and is a predicted model, not a curated record.